Lolium rigidum is the source of this 1291-nucleotide messenger RNA. RefSeq lists its product as uncharacterized. NCBI's taxonomy places the organism in Eukaryota, Viridiplantae, Streptophyta, Magnoliopsida, Poales, Poaceae. The record is from RefSeq and is a predicted model, not a curated record. The coding region runs from base 1 to 1290 and encodes 429 amino acids. The transcript has a single exon.
AUGGAGGGCCCGCACGCGCUGCCGGAGCCACCGGACGCCGGCGGCCUCCUGGGGCGGUGCGGCCGCCACCCGGCCCAGCCCCUCGCCGGCGUCUGCUCCUCCUGCCUCAUGGAGCGCCUCUCCUCCGUCCGCAGCCCCGCCCACCCGGAGAUCGUCGAGGUCACCCCCGCCGCCCCCCGCGACGCCCACGCCGACGCCGAGGGAUCCGGCUCCGGCGCCGACCAGCAGGGCAAGCUGCGGAAGACGCUCAUGCUGCUCUUCCAGAUGGACGACUCACACCACUCCCCCUCCACCACCACCGCCGACGAGCACCCGCCCGAAUCCAAGAACCCACCACCAUCCGACCCGGACCCCAGCGCGAGCCGCGGGGCCAAGUGGAAGGGCGGCUCCUGGCUCCGGUCCAUCCUGCCCAAGCGCGGGGCGCGGCGGCGCGCCAAGGAGGACGAGGAGCCCCCGCGCCCGUCCGCGGCCUCGGUGCCGGCGGAUGCCGCAUCGCCGCCGCAGGUGGAGCGGAGGGCCAGCUUCCGCCGCUCCUGCGAGUGGAUGGUGUGCCGGGACCCGCCCAGCGCCAGCGCCAGCGCCGGCAGGGGGGAGCCGCCGCGGCACUCGUGGGACGGCUCCAUGGUGGGCAGGGCCCUCGCCUGCUCCUUCGCGUGCCUCGACGAGCCGGCCGACGGGGUCACGCGCGUCAGGCACAGCAAUGCGGAGGAACCGUCAUCAGUUCCAGAGAACCCUGCCGGGGCUGCUGCAGAGAGCACAAAUGCUCGGCAUUCGGCUGAUGUGGGACAGAGCUUCAGGGAGAGGAGCUGCAGCGGGGACGCCGGUCCGGAGAUGUCGGUCUCGGGCGUGGUGCGCCGGAGGUCCAACAGGUGGAGCAGGGUGUGGGACAGGAGCAUCACCAGCCCGCUCAAGGAGUUCGUCAGGAAGGGGGAGCACGCCCUCGACCGCUCCCUCUCCGAGUCCAGGAAGGAGACCCGGAGGUGUAGAAACGGUGACACAACAGCCAUCGACGGCGAGGUUCUUCAGCCUGGCCGCAACGGGCUGGUUUCAGGCAGAGCGAGCCGAAGCUCCCAAGCCAACGGGGACGCGCAGAGUUUCCGCGCGAAUCGGCUCAACAGCAAGGAAUCCAAGAUCGGCAGGAGCAGGAGCGUGCACUACACUUCCCCCGGGAACUUCGACAACGGGAUGCUGCGGUUCUACCUGACGCCGAUGAGGAGCAACAGGAGCGCCAACAGGGGGAGGAGGAGAAGCUCCCGCCUGUUCUCCAGAGGACUUUUUGGUUUCGUUUGAG